Messenger RNA from Camelina sativa (false flax), 2533 nucleotides. Lineage: Eukaryota; Viridiplantae; Streptophyta; Magnoliopsida; Brassicales; Brassicaceae. The record is from RefSeq and is a predicted model, not a curated record.
GCAUAAAGUGGGAAAAAGAAAGAAUAAAAAAAAGAAGAAGACCACACCACUUGUGUUGUUGGGGGCGGCUCAUUUACACACGGAGGAAGGCGCGAACUUCGAGGUCGCUUCUCGACGACCAAACCAAACAACCAAACACUCUUCUUCUUCUUCUUCUUCUUCUUCUUCUUCAUUGACAUUGACGGAGUGAAAAGUUCUCAUUUUUAUUUAUUUUAAAAAUCGAUUUUAAUCAUCGUCUCUGUUACUUUCCGAAAAAGUUGGUGUUUUUAUUAACUCUGAAUCACGUUCUAUUGAAUACCCAGAUUUUUUCAACAGCUUACGGUCACGGGUUCUUCGUUUUCGUGCUUGAGAUCAGCAAAAGGGCUUCCCCGUGAUUCCGAGCUGUAAUAAAAGUCGGAAAUGGCGGCUUAUGUUUCUGUUGGAAACAUUCAUGCUUUCUAUCUUGCCGGGCAGGUACACAGGGGACAAAGUUACCGACAAGAUUCUUGGAGUUCUGGUUUUACUUUCAGGACAAGUCCAUUCAAAGUCCCCUUUCCUUGGUCAAGUGGGGUUCCCAAGGCUUUAAAAUCUGAGAGAUGUGGUUGUUACUCUCCUGGUGUUUCCGCCAUCAGUGAGAGCUCAAAACCUUGUGGAAGUAUCAGGGCUGUUUCGGUAUCCUCUUCGACAAAGUAUUAUGAUUUCACUGUGAUUGGAAGUGGAGUGGCCGGUCUGCGUUACGCUUUAGAAGUUGCAAAACAAGGGACAGUUGCAGUGAUUACCAAAGAUGAGCCUCAUGAGAGUAACACAAACUAUGCUCAAGGUGGUGUUAGUGCUGUCUUAUGCCCUUUGGAUUCUGUAGAAAGUCAUAUGCAGGACACAAUGGUCGCCGGUGCUCAUCUUUGUGAUGAGGAAACCGUAAGAGUUGUGUGUACAGAAGGACCUGAAAGGAUCCGUGAACUGAUUGCGAUGGGAGCAUCAUUUGAUCACGGCGAGGAUGGAAACUUGCAUUUGGCAAGAGAAGGUGGUCACUCGCAUCGUAGGAUCGUUCACGCAGCUGAUAUGACAGGAAGAGAGAUUGAGAGAGCUUUACUUGAAGCUGUACUUAACGAUCCCAACAUAUCUGUCUUCAAACACCAUUUUGCAAUCGAUCUGCUCACUUCUCAGGACGGUUUGAGCACAGUUUGUUAUGGUGUUGACACUUUGAAUAUAAAAAAAAAUGAGGUGGUACGAUUUUUAUCGAAGGUGACAUUGCUUGCUUCAGGUGGAGCUGGGCAUAUUUAUCCAUCAACUACAAAUCCUCUGGUGGCUACUGGAGAUGGGAUGGCGAUGGCUCAUCGAGCUCAAGCUGUGAUCUCAAAUAUGGAAUUUGUACAGUUUCAUCCUACUGCCUUAGCCGACGAAGGUCUUCCCAUCAAACCACAAACCGCUAGAGAAAACGCUUUCCUCAUCACCGAGGCCGUUAGAGGUGAUGGUGGCAUCCUCUACAAUCUAGGAAUGGAACGAUUUAUGCCCGUAUACGAUGAGCGAGCUGAGCUUGCUCCAAGAGAUGUGGUAGCAAGAAGCAUUGAUGACCAGCUCAAGAAACGGAAAGAAAAGUAUGUGUUACUUGACAUAAGCCAUAAGCCCAGAGAAAAGAUUCUUGCCCAUUUCCCCAACAUAGCUUCUGAAUGUCUUAAACACGGUCUGGAUAUCACUCGUCAGCCUAUACCGGUUGUCCCUGCAGCUCAUUAUAUGUGUGGAGGAGUUCGUGCUGCUUUACAAGGCGAAACCAAUGUCCUUGGAUUGUUUGUAGCAGGUGAAGUAGCGUGUACCGGUCUCCAUGGGGCAAACCGUCUUGCUAGUAACUCGCUUUUAGAAGCCCUGGUUUUCGCGAGACGGGCUGUUCAGCCUUCAACUGAGCUCAUGAAACGCACAAAACUUGAUCUAAGCGCAUCAGAGAAAUGGACAAGGCCUGUUGUUGCGACAGCUAGAUCGCUAGGAGAUGAAGUACUAUCAAAGAUUAUAGCUUUGACCAAAGAAGUGAGAAGAGAGCUUCAAGAAGUGAUGUGGAAGUACGUUGGUAUCGUCAGAUCGACCAUUCGGCUCAACACCGCUGAGAGGAAAAUCGCAGAGCUAGAAGCGAAAUGGGAAACGUUUUUGUUUGAACAUGGAUGGGAACAGACAGUGGUAGCUCUUGAAGCUUGUGAGAUGAGAAACUUAUUCUGUUGCGCUAAGCUUGUGGUGAGCAGCGCCCUAGCCAGACAUGAAAGCCGUGGUCUUCAUUAUAUGACAGACUAUCCUUUUGUGGAAGAAAGCAAGCGCAUUCCGACAAUUAUUCUCCCGUCUUCUCCUACAACAGCUAGUUGGAGCUCAAGGCGGUUACAGAACAUACGCAGCAGCUCACUUGUUGAUUGUUAAAACUGCAGGAGUUUUGUUCUUAUUUGAAGCCAAUCAAUUCUGUUAGUAUUCAUAUGAAUAAAAUUUGGCAUUCAAAAGAAUACUCUGAUUCUGACACUGUAAUACAAAAGAAAAUAAAGUUUUCAUCUGAGAUAAACAAUCAUUGUGGCAAUUCAUC